Molecule: messenger RNA, 3096 nt
Organism: Aureobasidium vineae
Lineage: Eukaryota; Fungi; Ascomycota; Dothideomycetes; Dothideales; Saccotheciaceae
Source: the annotation of a GenBank genome assembly
AUGCCGCCGGCUCACCAACACCAUCGUCCGUUCGAUGCCCGUCGCGACAAGCGGCCCUCGACUGCCGGCACUCCCAACAAGCACGCCCCGAACGAGCCUCAGGUCAUCUCCUCCUUGAUCGCUUCUCUCGACCAAAACAAUUCCCCCAUCACGCACGCUUCCUACGCCUACGUCUCGACCUCGGACCAAUACGACGACGAUGGCGCAUUCUAUACCAGUCCCGACCUGCGCCCACCCUUGAAACACAGCCAAAGUUUUGGCAUGGACUACGGCGCCUACCGCCGGCCAGUCCGACAUCACGACUACGAUAGCGACGGCGCCGACUUCCCUGUCGUCCCUACCACAAGACGCCCUUCGGCAAAAUCUGCACAUACUGCACCGCCGUCACCGAGCCUGAACGGCUUGCGAGAGAUACUGCGUUCCGCCUCCAAGACCUCCCUGUCUUUGAACGGUCUUGACAAGCUCAGUCGCAGCAAUAGCAGGAUGAGCGUCGAGAGUCGCUCCAGAAAGCAGUCAUUGUCCUCUCCUACAGAGCUGUCCCUGGACGCGACAUCCCCGACAGAAAGACUUGGCCGCAGACUGUCACUUCGUCAGGCUUCGCGCGAGACACUCAAGUCUUACAAGGAUCCUCAACACCUGGCCGACCAAGCUCUGUUGAGCUCGAAUCUGGGCUCUGAAGCCAAGGAUUCUGGUAGAAAGAGUUCGAAGGGGAGACUAUACUUGGAAGAUGUGCUUGAAGACAUGGCUACACCCAGUCCCAACAUGGCAAUGACCCGACCACCGUCUGCCAACGCUCGCCCUUCGAGCAGCAGAGGUGCUUCGUUCAAGGCUGCAGCUGAGACUCUGUCCGUCAGUAACUCGAGAAGCACUCUGCCAACCUCUCACAGCGGCCCAAUGGCCACCAUCAUCCCUCCAAGAUCUUCUUCCCUGAACAGGCUCUCCAGCCCUACCAAACCCAAAGGCAAGAAACUCAGCAAAGGCAAACGCGCCUUGGCUGCCCUCAGGNAGGUCAAGGAGGAGCGUGGUCCUCGGCGCAAGUCAAAAGCUGAUGCGCCCAAAGACAUGUUUGACGGCCUGGACGAACAAGACGAGACUGUGUUGCGCAUCAAACAACUGCGUCAACAAAAGCACAGCGAGNAUCGUCUCCGCAUGGAAUCUGAUGAGGCUCUGCAGACACAGAACGGUAAGGGGCUCGUGCACGACUCGGCAAGCUCUUCGGGCUCGAGAUUGCCGGAUCCGCAAAAGCGACCCGCCAAUAGAGGCCCCGCCAGAGUCCCUGAUUUGACCAAGGCUCACCGCAUGCUCGGCCUCGACGAACUAUCACACAACGCUUCCGUGGUUCAAACCAAAGACACCGCAACGGCUUCCCCUUUUGACAGUGACGUUCGCAGUCAACCUAGCGUCGCCCGUGACUCUCCCAACGUCUCUGCAAAUCUGUCUUCUUUUCCUCCCGACUCUCCUACCAUCGGGAAUGCCUUUUCUACCUCGACCGACUAUUACCGUCCCUUCCAUACCCAGAUUGCCAAUGGUGCAGAGAGGCAACCAUAUGAUUCAUCAGAGGUCGCUAGACGCGCUGUGGCUAGGAAGUCAACCCACUCUCACCUGCUGAACGGCCUUGACAUUGAAGGUCUCGACAUGUCACCACCCGGUACCGCUCAUUCAUAUUCCACAAUUCAAUCGCGUCCGAGAUCAAGUCGACGAAUAUCAUAUGAUCCCAGAUCUCGACGAAAAUCUAUGAGUGAUGCUCGUGAGAAUCGUCUCCUCGAAGAUGACAUACUGCAUGAACGAAGCAGUAAUGUUUCUAUGUCAGUCAACGCCUUUUUGAACAAUCCGCGGUUGAACCAAAAGAUAGCACAUCCUCAGACUGGCCGCAUCAUCUCCUUCUCUGAAGUUGGUGACCCGAACGGACAUGCAGUCAUUGUCUGCGUUGGCAUGGGUCUUACACGUUUUGUGAGCGUUUUUUAUGAUGACCUAGCGUCUUCCUUGGGUCUUCGACUCAUCACGCCCGAGAGACCGGGUGUCGGUGCGAGUCAAGCCUAUCGGGACCGAGAUCAUAUUGGACCCCUAGCCUGGCCUGAUGAUGUGGUUACCAUAACUCACCACCUCGGUAUCUCUGAAUUCAGCUUGAUCGCGCAUUCUGCCGGUGCGAUAUACGCUUUGGCAACUGCCUUGAUACUGCCGGAUAGUGUACGCGGCAAGGUACAGCUCCUUGCGCCUUGGAUCCCACCUUCUCAGUUCGAGAACAUCAGCCAGAAGGACAGAUCACCUGACGAUGUACCAAUGGCGGCUUUGACAAGGGGUCAACGAUUUCUUCGAGUUCUGCCUGUGCCAUUUUUGAAGGCCGCGAAUGGCAAUUUAUUCUCUCCGGCAUCUCUGAAGCCAGCCAGUGCUAAUAGAGGAGAUGGACCGCCCACAUCUAGCUCAGACAGUCCUCGCGGCGGUCUUCGUAGGAGGAAUUCCAACCGGCGGCCGAAUGCCAUAAGACGAGAGAGCAUGAUCCUUAUGGAUCAAGUUAUACCCGAGAGGCCCAGGGAUACUAUGUUCCCUUUGCCCGAGCUAUGCGAGGAUGAGAAGNGGGAUAAGACCGUCCGCAAACCUUCCGAAAUCUCUCUCAAGUUGUCUGCGACAGCAUCUCCCAUGGACCCUGGACUCAUGUUCGCAGCCGAGGCACUCAGCGCUGCCGAACACGCGGCAAAGGAACACCAAGCAGCGUAUUCCGCUCUUCUGACGGAGAGGACUUGGACUUUGGCAACGCGAGACGCGAAUCCUGCUACUGAUUUGAUCGUCUGUCUUGAGCGACACCGAAAUAUCGGAUUCAAAUAUGUGGAUGUGCACAAANAGGUGGUGAUUACACAUGGCAGCGAGGACAAACGCGUGCCUGUGGAGAAUAUUCGAUGGCUCGGCGAUCAGAUGAACAAACACAAUACGCUACACUGGAGUCUGCAAGACAAAAACGCGGAAGCAAACGAUGGCGGUUGCGAGAUUCGCGUCUUGCCUGGCGAAGGCCAUGGAUUGAUGGCUCAUCCCGGUGUCAUGUCUGAUGUCCUGUCCGACAUAUCGAGCGGAUGGAGUCCGACAAAAUGGUUGAUGUUUUGA